Impatiens glandulifera is the source of this 1251-nucleotide messenger RNA. RefSeq lists its product as uncharacterized. NCBI's taxonomy places the organism in Eukaryota, Viridiplantae, Streptophyta, Magnoliopsida, Ericales, Balsaminaceae. Gene Ontology annotation, molecular function: catalytic activity. The transcript is spliced from 8 exons. Bases 41 to 1087 code for a protein of 348 amino acids. The record is from RefSeq and is a predicted model, not a curated record.
GAAAGUCUUCUUCACUAAUUAUCAUCGAGAAGGAGAAAAGAUGUCGUCAGGUGGUUCAUUUCUGUGUGUUAACGGUAUCCUAGCUUCUUCGACUGACAUUCCGUCGCCAGUCUCUGUUUUACUGCAAACCCAUCAAGGAGCUUACACUACAACUCGGACUCAUGACAACGGUUCUGUCUUACUCUUCUGGCAGAGACACUUGCGACGCCUUGCCGAAUCCGCACAAAUUCUCUGCAAUUCAAAUCCCAAGCUGUUGUUCGGUUCCAAUGUUUCAUCGGUUCCGAUUCUUUGGACGUCGGACAUUUGGGAAUCGAUUGAGCUUUCAAUUGACGAUUCGGUUAAGAAAGUGUUGCCGAUUGCUUUGAAAGAGAAGAGUGACAGUCAAGAAUUGUCUGUUACUGUGCUUGUGAGUGGGUAUUUGGACCAAGAUAAGGUUUCUAGGGCUUUCAAUGUUUUUGUUCAUGCGGGAUUUUAUGUGCCUCCUAUGUUUGGCAUUUCACACAAUGCAGCCCAUUUGGCUGUGGUUGGAAGGGGAAGGAGUUUCCCUAAUGCAAAGUACUCAGAUUGGGUAAGAAUAAGGAAGAGUUUAGAGGAGUUUAGGCCUUCUUCAGCUACUGAGAUCCUGUUAUCCAAUGAUGGGGACCGGAUCCUAGAAGGAAGUGUCACAAACUUCUUUGUUGUUUGUCGCAAGGCUAGUGGUGAUCAAAAGAAAUAUUCACUUGAUUGUGCAGCUACACACACGCUGGAGGUUCAAACAGCCCCCCUCACAGAAGGGGUCCUUCCUGGUGUUAUCCGCCAAGUGAUCAUCGAUAUAUGUUUCAGUAUAGGAAUAGCUGUACGAGAAGUUGCUCCAUCAUGGUCUGAGCGUGAAACUUGGGAAGAAGCAUUUAUUACAAGUAGUUUGAGGCUUUUGCAGCAUGUGGAGACAGUUCAAGUUCCUAGGUCACUUGAGUUACUGCAUAUGGGAAAACCAUGGAAGGAUAUAAUAACAGAGAAACGAUUCACUGAUAACCCUGGGAGGAUUACCACAAUCAUCCAGGAAGAGAUAAUAAAAAAAGCAAGUACAGAAGGAUGGCCGGUAGUUUAGCUCAAUAUUUAUUAUGUCUUUAGUGGAUGAUGUAUCAAAAUAUUGUGGAGGUAUUCCUUCCACUAUAAGCUAAUUGUUUUUCUUCUUUCUUUCAAGUUAAUAUGAUGACAGACCUUGGCAAAAACUGAAACUUUUUGGAUAUCUGUUAUAUGUUCUGGAAUCAA